Neodiprion fabricii is the source of this 4139-nucleotide messenger RNA. RefSeq lists its product as uncharacterized. The record is from RefSeq and is a predicted model, not a curated record. NCBI's taxonomy places the organism in Eukaryota, Metazoa, Arthropoda, Insecta, Hymenoptera, Diprionidae. The transcript is spliced from 10 exons. The coding region runs from base 308 to 2602 and encodes 764 amino acids.
CCGACAGCAGCGACUGAGUCAGUGAUUUCCCGUCUGUCAUUCGCUUACAGCUCGAGUCGCAGCGAGUUCGUAACUUCGCGCUGAUCGUGAGUCUGUCAGUCCGCGGAGCGACUUUGCUACGAGCGAACGUUUCGAGAUUAAUGACCCGACAAAGUUCUCUGUGUGCGAGUGUGCCGAUUAUUUUGCGACUGUCAAAUAAUCCCGCGUCUCAAUUCGCGCGUGCUCAACCCGCGACUUUCAAGACGUUCGUUGCCGGCUUGGCUCUCCGAGUUUAAUCUACGAUUAGCCGCUCGAGGCCUGAAAAAAGAUGCGGUCUUAUCAUCAGAUUUUAUGGGUGAUCUCGGUGAUCUCGUCGGCACAGGGCGUCGGUCCCUUGACGACGUCGACGACGACGCAGCAGCCCUUCGUUGUACCGGAAGUCCAGACGAUCGGUCAGCCGGAAAUCGAGCAGAGGCAACCGGAGAUACAGAGGUCGCAGGUUGACCGUCUUUGGGAGGAGAUCGGUGGCGUUAAAGCAAUGAUGAGCAACAUAGCUGGUCAGUUGGACAAGUUCAACAGUCUGUACCUGGGUAAACUGGAGCACAGAAUGUUGACGACGUCAACGCUGUUGGCGAGCAUCGACAGCAAUAUUCAUGGUUUACAAGAGAGAAGCCACGUCUGGGACACAUUUCAACUGCACGUGGCCGCCUGGAACGAGCAGAUAAAGAGUCUCGACAGCAAGGUGGACCACCUCUCGAGGGGCCAGGAGAAGAUGAUCGUCCUCGACACGAAAGUCUCGCAGCUCAUGAACCUCGAGUACAAAUUGGAAAGAGUCGCUGCGAGCCUCCAGGAGACUUCGCAGAGGAUUCAUCAAUUGGAGGCGCCCAAGGAUCCCCUGAUGGGAGAAUUCGCCGUCAGGGGCGUUCUUUCGACGCUAAAGAACGUCGAGCGCAAAGUGGACCGAGUGCAGACCGGUAUUCAGGGCAUUGGAACGACCCUGAAACAGAAGAAGAAACGGAACGAAACGGAGGAGGCUUCCGGAAAAUUGGUAAUUCGAUGCAACACGCCACCGGCGGUGGAAGAAGCCCUUCAGGAUGUGCAGGCCAAGGUUGAUCUCGUCUACGACAAGCUGUUGUCCGAAACGGACAGUAACGAGUUGAACGAUCAGCCAGAGUCCUCCGAUCUUCCGCAAGCCGAGGCUAAGCUGCUCAAUCGACUGUGGAAGAGGUUGAUGGUGCCGCAACGAAAGAUGAUCAAAUCGUUAGACGCCAUAGAGGAUCUACUGCGCGGAUCAAAUGUCACAGGCGUUUCCUGUCGCGGUAACUUGGACGAAAACCUUAACCGCGAUAUUGAAGAAUUGUCGAGCUGCUGCCGAGCAAGCAGUCAUCGGGUCAGUUCCUUCGUCGAAAAUGCGGAGACCCUUAUGAAGCGGGUCGAAGGAGUUGUCAACCACGUUAAUUCCCAGUCAUCCAUCGGUCUGGAGGCUCUUGAGCGCGGCUUUUCAAAGCAGAGGAAUCACAUGGAAGAUGUCUUCGGAAAAAUCAGCGAGACCUGUUCUCGUACCAAGGGCGAAUCACCUUCCUCGAAACAGUUUCCUGUCCUUGUCUACGACGGUUCAGGUGACGCUACCGACGAUACCGGCAGUGGAGACGACGAGGACACUCCUCAGGGUGAGGGCAGCGCUGACGGAGAAGUCACGGUGAUACCGCUCGAGACUGGGGCGGAAGGAUGGACGCCUAACAAGGGCGAGGACGCGACGUCGACUCCCGGAUAUCCGGUUCCACAAACCUGGAGUCCAGUGGCAGCGGUGCCCAACACCACCACGUUACCGCCGCCUGUCACCACGGCAAGUGUCGAAACGUUAUCGACGACGGAGGUACCAGGUGAUCAACUACUUUACGCGGAUGCAAAGAAAUGCGAAAGUCUGGUGAACACUGGGAGGAAUUCUGGCGUUUACAUGCUCGGGCAAAACAGAGACCUUAACGAUGCUGGUCGCGACUUCUACACGAGGAACUGCGAUCUCGAAACCGCCGGGGGCGGGUGGACUGUGAUUCAACAGAGGGGUGGCGGCUGGGGGGGCGUCGAGAACUUCACGAGAAACUGGGAGGACUACAGUCUCGGUUUCGGAAGUCUUUGGGGAGAGUUUUGGCUCGGUAACGAGUACAUUCACAGGCUCACGUACGAAGCCGACGUCGUCCUGAGGAUCGAGCUCGAGGACUGGAAGGCCGUCACGGCCUGGGCCGAGUAUUCCACCUUCAGGGUGGACGCUGAGGUGGACAAUUACAGAAUAUGGAUAGGCGAUUACGAGGGCAACGCCACGGACGCUUUCAGCGCUCACGAUGGAACUCCAUUUUCCACCAUCGACCGGGAUAACGACAGCGCACCGCCGUGUUGUCCUUGCGCACCGGCUUACGGUGGUGGCUGGUGGUUCUACAGCUGCUUCGAGGCGAAUCUGAACGGCGACUAUUAUCCGGAAAACUCUAAGCACGAUCCGUUCCGCGGUGUUAUUUGGGAACACUGGCACGGUGAUUACAGCCUCAAGACGACCAGGAUGAUGGUUCGCCCUCGCAACCUCGGCGACAUUCCUCUCGAUCCUCCGGACCAGGUUUAUCCGGAUCCCUGACUCCCGGAGGUUUCCGGCCUCGCCAAAGGCACACGCAACGUGACGCUUCACUCUGAUUCUGCUCUGAUCGUCGCGAGCUGUUCCGGGAGAUUCAUCCUCGUCCGUCUCAGAUGGAUUCCUUUGGCGUUAACUACACUCGCAGUUAUCGCGCUGGAACAGAAAGCGCUCUUCGCGCUCUUCAUCCUCAUCCCUCAUUCUCUUCAGAUUUGACGCUGACCUCCGAUCAUUUCCUCUUUCAUACAUUCGUUAUUCAAGCGACAACAAUUCCAGCUGUCAGUAUAAUACCGCAAUAAUUGUUUUCUUAUUAUUUCCUAAUGUCGGUUGUAGUCAAACCCUGGCCGUCAGCCAUUCGUAGAGAAUAAUCUUAUAACCUGUCACAUAUUUACUUUUAUACAUUAUAUCUACAUAUUUGUAUACAUAUUGUUGCACUGCUGCUUGUCUUUGCAAAGGGAUUACACGCCCUCCCGUUAUACAACAGAUCGGUUUCAUACUUUUCAGGACUGUAGCGGAAGUUGAAACAUCUGACAAGAGCACUCUUAAUUUUUUCGACCAUAGUCUACCCCGAUCUUUGUCACCACCUCGUCUAUUUCUGAAAAAAAUUGUUCAUUACCGUGCCUGUGUUUACAUCUAGAUCAAAGUUGAAAGAGUCUGAGUGAAAGAGGGAGAAAUACUCACACAAGAUGAAUGGAACAACAUAGCUGAGUUUACAGAUCAUAUAACAACACAAUCUGCUAGGAGACUUUAACGCACAUAAUCAAAAUUGGAACUGUACAAACACUGGGAAGUUCUUAUGAUGGCCCAAUUACCUGCCCGAUGUAAUUUCCCCUUUAGGAAACCUCCCGAAUUUCCUUAGUUUUGCCGUAUCUAUCGCCGUUCUCGAGAUAUUCGCGAUUCAAGAUUUUAGUCAGCUAAAUCAAUAGAAGUUAUUAAUUAUAAUGUUAAUAAUAAAUUUCCCCCACCACUUAACCCCGAAUUAUUACUAUUUUCGCCGUAUCUAUCAUCGUGGACGUGUAAUUGAAUUGCAGUCACAGCUGAGUCAUGUAUAAAAUUUAUUUAUUGAAAUGUAACAUAGCCGAUUCUGUUUCAUAUUUGAAUGCGUAUCCGUGUCAUUUUUAGAAGGUAAAUUUUACUAUAUCUAUAGAACUAAGUAGUAUAGUACGACCAAGUACGACAUACAUUUUUCUGAGUGGAUACACAAAAUAAGGUAUAUGUUUGUGCGUAUACGUACGCGUAUGAUCCUAAAAAAACUAAAGAGCUUCGAAAUUGUUUUCAGGACGAAAUCCGUUGCGUCAUUUUCACUACAAAAUACGGCGAUACACCGUCGAGUAUUUCGAAUUUUUAAUCCCGUCGAACAAUUACAGUGUUGACUAUACAAAUGUUGUUCCGUGUGACACAAAUCUUCACAACAAACUCACGUCAAAACUUAUUGUUAGACCAAUGUUCGUUGCAUAACACAGUCAUCUUUUUCCACUUUUUUUUUGUUUUUUCCUUGUAUGUCGUCAUUGUGACGUGUCAUCGGCAAAUCGCGAUAAUAGAA